This is a messenger RNA of Drosophila rhopaloa, 790 nucleotides long. RefSeq names its product peptidyl-prolyl cis-trans isomerase-like 3. The record is from RefSeq and is a predicted model, not a curated record. Bases 105 to 590 code for a protein of 161 amino acids. Gene Ontology annotation, cellular component: catalytic step 2 spliceosome. Gene Ontology annotation, biological process: protein peptidyl-prolyl isomerization. NCBI's taxonomy places the organism in Eukaryota, Metazoa, Arthropoda, Insecta, Diptera, Drosophilidae. The transcript is spliced from 3 exons. Gene Ontology annotation, molecular function: peptidyl-prolyl cis-trans isomerase activity.
UGACCAUCGGUCAUCGGAAUACCAAAGGAAGGUGUUUUCGAUUGCCUUUAUCAAUGAGCAGCGCGAUAGCUCGGCGAAACCAGGGCUGCACUCGUACUUAGAAAAUGUCUGUAACGCUGCACACCGACGUGGGUGAUCUUAAAAUAGAGCUUUUCUGCGAUGCCUGUCCUAAGGCAUGUGAAAACUUUCUUGCCCUAUGCGCCAGCGAUUAUUACAGCGGCUGUGUAUUCAUCCGGAACAUAAAAGGCUUUAUUGUCCAGACUGGGGAUCCUACGAAUACGGGGAAGAAUGGACAGUCUAUUUGGGGCCAGAAGUUCGACGACGAGUUCAAGGAAACAGUUAAGCACACUGAUCGAGGAAUGGUCUCCAUGGCUAACAACGGUCCCAACGCGAAUGCCAGCCAAUUCUUCAUCACGUACGCCGCUCAGCCAAAUCUGGACCUGAAGUACACGCUUUUUGGACGCGUUAUUGAUGGCUUUGAUGCACUAGACGAGCUAGAAAAGUUGCCCGUCAAUCCCAAGAACUACCGACCCCAUGUGGACAAGAAGAUCAACGGAGUGACCAUACAUGCCAAUCCUCUGGCGACGUGAUAGAGAAUACAGAUUCCAAAUCGUACGCUUAAAGAGAAAUAUAUUUAUAGCACUUAAGCUUACACGAUUUCUUCGAUUACAAACUAAUUGAUUGAGAAACAUCAAAUAUUGUGCAAAAGUACCUAACGACUAAAUCUUAAAAUCAGCCAAGUCACAAUUGUUUAUAAAAAAUUGCAUUGUUUAUGUAUAACUCUCUCAAA